Messenger RNA from Nannochloropsis gaditana CCMP526, 1113 nucleotides. RefSeq names its product programmed cell death protein 2. The record is from RefSeq and is a predicted model, not a curated record. Gene Ontology annotation, cellular component: cytoplasm. Bases 1 to 1113 code for a protein of 370 amino acids. The transcript has 3 exons.
AUGGACGGAGAUGAGACACAAGCCGGUGAAGAUGGUAGGAGUAGUGAUGAUUCAUCAGACGACGACGGUGACCGGGGGAUGCAGCUUGGGUUUGUGGAGCGGCUCCCCGAGGAGAUGCAAAAUCGCUUGUUGUUCCAAGACCCUGACUGGCGCGACUGGGACGGAGGGAAAGUGGGCGGGAAGCCCAUAUGGCUAAACCCUAGAGAUCUACCCCCUCAAAAAUUGUUGCUUUGUCCCUCCUGCCAAGAUCCUCUUAGCUUCGUCCUGCAGAUUUAUUGCCCUCUUGACGAGCCUGAGGAGGCCUUUCAUCGCGCCCUAUACGUCUUUGUCUGCCAAAAGUUUCGAUGCCAAGGACCGGGAAAAGUGGAGAGAGAAAAGCUCGCUACCGAGGGUGGCGGCCAGGAAAGGGGUGCAAACCUUACCUCUGGGGGUGUCCCAGCGUCUUCGGUCAAUCCCCCUCAGGCGAAUGCACCAGACCUUGGGAGACCUGCUGACUCGGGAGUCAAAAACGCUCUGCGCUCUACAUUUCCUGAAUAUGAGAUCGUGAUCGAGGAGGAACGCGUACAGAACGAUGCGGUCCGUGACGCUCGUGAGCAGGAUGCAGACGCGGCGCUUUUAGAGAAAUACAAACACGUCAUCGUCUCAGAAACCGACGACGACGCCUCUCUUGAUCAACAGCAUUUGAAUCAAGCCACGGGGGCCAAGUUGGCCCUGACGGACGCUCUGAGCUUGCGGUUCCUGGCUGUGAUCGGUCGCUACCCUGCACAGAUUCUUCGCUACGCACGCUGGGAUGACGCGGCCGCCUUGUGGGUCUCCCGAGACGAACGUCCCGCCUCAAGCACCGACAUUCCUUCCUGCCCUCUCUGUGGAGCGAGGCGCGCCUUUGAGUUUCAGGUCAUGCCGCAACUCCUCCACCACCUCCGGGUGGAUGCACAGGUGCAAGCACCCGGGCAUCUCCAGCUCGGCUCCCUGGAUUGGGGAACUUUGGCCGUGUAUACAUGCGUUAAAAGUUGUAGGACCGGUGAGAAAGUCACCGGGAUCGAGGAGGGGACGGGAGGGGAAGAGGGGAGGUAUGUAGAGGAGUUUGUCUGGCGGCAAAAGCCGAUGGCGUGA